AUGAAUAUUGGUAAUGAACUGUAUUCAAACUUGUCAUGUUUAGCACAACAAUCAUUUUUAUUGUUUACAGAAUUGCCUUCACAACUUACAGUAUUUGACACAGAUUUUGUUUUAGAGUACAGUGAGAGCUAUAGCGGUAACGUAAUAGGAGACUAUUUGAUUGAAGGGUAUCAAUACUGUGUUCCAUUUGACAGAUCAUUUGAAAUGCUCCUGGCAGAACACUAUUGUGCAUUCAUUUUAACAAUUGACUCCAAUGCUGUUUGCAUAUUUUUCACUAAUGAUGGCAAGUAUAAAAUUUUUGACUCUCAUUCAAAAGAUAUUUAUGGCAGAAGUCAUCCACAAGGAACAUGUGUGCUGUUAGAAGCACCAAAUAUCAACAAUGUAAUUCUGUAUUUCCAGUCUUUAUACAGUGAAAACAGUCAAUUUCAACUAAGAGGAAUAAAUAUUGAAGAAGUACAAGCCAAUGGUGGUCAGAACUUAAACAACAGUAUUAGAAAUUCUGACCUGUCAGGUAAUGGCUCAGAAGAAUCGAAAAGUGCUGACGUUUCUCGGUUGUGUAGACAAUGUUGUGCAAUUUCAUUAUACUCAAUUUGUUAUUCUGUUAUUAAAGCAUGUAAUUACUGGAAUUCAAGUACAGUAUCUGCAGUUGUUUACUUUGGCACUAAUUUGUACAACAACACUGGAAUAAAUGCAUCUAGUGAUAUACCUUAA
This is a messenger RNA of Paramuricea clavata, 711 nucleotides long. NCBI's taxonomy places the organism in Eukaryota, Metazoa, Cnidaria, Anthozoa, Malacalcyonacea, Plexauridae. The record is from the annotation of a GenBank genome assembly.